AUAGACGAGAAUAAGCACAAUGAGUGGGGCCGGAAUUGUUUUAUCUAAAAUUGCUAAAUUAUGUCUUGAAAAAGAUGAAGACAGCGAGAAAAGCGACAGCAAUUGUUUUCUCCACCGUCAAAAACAAUGGCAAAUUUUAACGUGCUACGAAAAGGAUGCGGAAAAAUUAAUUGAAAUCGUAAAAAUAUCUGAAAACUCCAGAUCAAAAAUCGUUGAAUUUGCUGAGUCGGAGGACGGUAAUCACCUGCUGGCGUUGUACAACAAUUUUGUUUAUUAUGUUCAUCGGAGACAAAAAGAGACUAUUGAUAUUCUUUUCCGGAUUUUCUUUCGAAGACUCGAACACGAAUCCGAAGGCAAUGGAAAUGAAGAUGAGGAAUGCGUUCAGGAUGAGGGUGGCGAACAUAUUUUGAAAACGUAUGUGACUACAAAACUUUUUGAAGCUCUCCAGAAACGGCACAAUCACUUGAGCAAAGCCUUCGAAGACAUCCAGAUUGCACUGCCAUUACGAUUCUUGCCCAAACUUUGUAACUAUCAGCUAAGAAGUGUUAAAUGGAUGUGUACGAAAGAGAGGUCACCAUCCAAAUUUGGUCGAUUUUUUGACAAAGUUCAGGCUAAGGACAAUGAGACAACGGUGUACAAGCAUCGCUAUAUACCGCAUUUGGAACCAGAACAGCCAGUAGAAAUUACUCUACCACCAGGUGGAAUUUUGGCCGACGAAAUGGGCCUUGGUAAAACAGUGGAGAUAUUGGCCCUUAUUUUGCUUAAUCCUCGGCAAUAUGUGGAGAUAGGGGCCAAUUUAAAAUUAGAAUUUGAAAAUUAUAAGACCAAACGACAACGCAUCGACGAUGAAAUUUUUUGCAUAUGCACAUCCAAAUCAAACAAGAAAAUUCUCAAAUGUAGUAAAUGUCAUCUAGGGCAACAUUCCAAAUGUGUUGCAAGAUACGACGACGACCAUGACGAUGAAGUCAAUGACCCCUACAUUUGUCCUGAGUGUUGGCAGAAUGUAAUUGCAGAAUGGGGUCUGAUUAAAUCAAAGGCAACAUUUAUCGUCUCUCCCACUUCCAUAAAAUCCCAAUGGCUCUCUGAGAUCAAACGUCAUAUACAGCCAUCCCUGCGUGUCUUACUUUAUGAUGGAGCGUUUGCUGGAAAAUGGAUAAGUCCUAGGCAAUUGGCAGACUACGAUGUAAUCCUUACAGACUACAACAUACUACGAAGAGAAAUCUUCUACACCCAAGAAAAUGUAAGUGAACGCACAAUGAGAAAUAAACCCCGUUGCAUACGAGUGCAGACGCCAAUCUUAAUGGUGGAGUGGUAUAGGGUGUGUUUGGACGAAGCUCAAAUGGUUGAAUCGAACACAUCUGGUGUAGCUGCAUUGGUACGAAUGCUGCCAGCUAUUCAUCGUUGGGCCGUUACUGGAACUCCUAUACAGCGAUCACUUAAUGAUCUCCAACCUCUACUUCAGUUUGUAGGAUUUGAAGAGGUCGCUGAAAAGUCCACAUGGAAUUCAUUGGUUAAAAAUUUUUUGCUACAUCAUCGCGAAACCAUAGAAAAGGAGGACACUGAGCUGAUAAACGCUCUGCAGAAAUGCAUGUGGAGAACAUGCAAAUCUCAAAUAGUCGAUGAAUUACGUAUUCCCCCCCAAACACAGAUUGUUCAUCGCAUUCAGUUUGAUAACUUAGAGAAACUCUUCUAUAACGAACAACACGCCGACUGUAGAAUGACAUUCAUGGGAAAUGUUCGCAAAUAUAAAAUGACUUCCAUAUCGCCACAAGUUAUGAAAUUGAUUUUGCAACCUUUUUUAAAAAUACGGCAAUCAUGUACCAUGCCUGUUGUUGUCAUGAAUUCCAAAGCAAAUAGUACUUUGGCUUUGCCACAAAAACAGUUUUUGCAUCCCCAGGAGUUGCAUAGAUACCUAAAAUCAUCAAAUGAGUUAAGCUGUAAAUCGGAGCUGAGAGCCAUGGCAUCAACUCAUAACGGACUGGCAGCCAUAUAUUAUAUACAACAAAAAUACGAUGAUGCCACCAAAAAUUACAAUGCGGUUCUAAAAUUGGCGCGUGAUUAUACCCAUAUGAAUAUUACUGUGGAUAGCCUCUUGCAAAUACAUGCUCUUUAUAAUUUGAUGGAAAUCAAAAUCAUGCAGAAGGAAUCACCCGCCAACUUAGAAACGUACCAAACUCAAUACAAUGCCUUGGAAUGGAAAUAUUUGAGUACAUAUGCAAAUACCUUAUCGACUGUUAUGCAAAGCUACGAGUCUGCAAUUAAUAAUACAAACAUAGAUAUUGGAGAGACGCUAAUUGCUAGCAUGUCCGAAGGUUUAAUGACCGUCAAGAAUUCGGAGAUAAUGUUCCUAUUGCAAAAAAUUUAUGAAGAUUGUAUGCCCCGGUUUGGUGUAUCUCAUGCCAAGUUAUCCGAAGUUCAAAGUAUUCAUUCAUUAUUGUACAUCGUUGAUGUAUGGCAAAAGAAAUUAACAAAAAUGUUAAAAAAGUUGGAGACUGAAAUUCAAAAUUUGAGGUAUUUUACCGAAAAUGUUAAGUCACGCAGUCAAGUGAGUCCGGGAAUAUGGGAAAAAAUCAUGGAACUGGUGCACAGUGUCUAUAAUUGUCAUCUUAGUGAGAUACGAGAAAAGGAAAAGGACAAGCAGAAAACUGAAAAUCGAUCGUCCACAAAAAAACCAUUAUGUAAAUUGUGUUCAAUACGUGAUAUCAUCAAUAGUUUCGAAUGCUUACUAUUCGACAAGGUAAUUGACAAGGAUUCCAAACUAACUGAAGGCUUGGAAAAUAAUUCGUUCGAGAUGUUUGUUUGUAAAAUAACGUUUUCCUAUCUAAAAAAUAAACUCUCGGAUAUUCAUUUGUCCAAGACGAUGGAACAAAAUUGGUUGCAUUUGGAGCACUUGCAGACCGUAUGCAAACGUCUUAUAAAACUAUGGAUUGAAAUUGAAUAUACCAUAAAGGCCUACGAUGAGCUGAAUAUGUGUAAACUUCGUAUUGAACUCACGACAGAUCCAGACGAAAAGUCCAUUUACAAAAUAUUUGAACACGAAAUCGACCAGAGGACAUUGGAUCAGCAAAAUGAACUUCUGAUUGCUCAAAGGCAGUUUACAAUGAAAUUGGCUAGACUUAAAUAUAUUAAGCACUUAGAGAGUGAUCAAGAGAUUGGCCCAUGUCCCAUAUGCCAUUCGGUGGAGGAGGAUAGAUAUGCCGUCUUAGAGUGUGGUCAUCACAUUUGCUUCCAGUGUUUGCGAUCUAUUCAACAGUAUGAUAGAAGUGGUACCUUAAAGUGUUCCGUAUGUCGUUACCUGCAGCAUCAUCAACAUUUGUAUUAUGUCAGUAAAUUCAAACGCAAGGAGCAGGAAGUACAAAAAGUAAAGGGAAACUAUUCAUCAAAAAUUACUUACAUUGUUGGUUUGAUUUUAAAGCUUCAAACGCAACACAAUCUCGAUACCUCGGCUGGCAAACCGAAUCUGCAAAUAUUGAUAUUUUCGCAAUGGUUGCCAAUUUUAAUUGCCAUUUCGGCAGCUCUUAAAGAAAAUGAUAUCAGUUACCGAAUACAUCGCAAUCCUCAAUCUGUUGAGGAGUUUAAGAAUCCCAAUCGCAACAUAACCUGUUUGUUGAUGCCUUUCGUGAAGGGUUCCAAAGGUCUAAACCUUGUAGAAGCCACCCAUGUUUUCUUGGUGGAACCAAUUCUCAAUCCUGGCGAAGAAUUACAAGCCAUAGGCAGAGUGCAUCGUUUUGGUCAAACAAGGGCGACUACUGUUCACCGUUUCAUUAUGGACGAUUCUAUUGAAGAGAAUAUCCACAAUUUUAUUUCAUCAUCACCUCUCAAAGAAAACGUUACCAGCGGUGUGGAACACAAGUGGGAGAUGGAAAAUGUAUCGUUAGAUGACUUUGAAAAUCUCUUUGUGUUGAAGGAAAAAAAUUAGUUUACGAUUAUUUUUACAUCCUCGACAGCAUUCCUUACAGUAUUUACAUAUUUUAAAUUAUUCGUGACAACGUACAAAAGAAAUUCUUUUUUCUAUUUAUUUGACAAUUUUUCCCCAAA
Stomoxys calcitrans (stable fly) is the source of this 4038-nucleotide messenger RNA. Its product is annotated as E3 ubiquitin-protein ligase SHPRH. Gene Ontology annotation, cellular component: nucleus. Lineage: Eukaryota; Metazoa; Arthropoda; Insecta; Diptera; Muscidae. The record is from RefSeq and is a predicted model, not a curated record. Bases 20 to 3919 code for a protein of 1299 amino acids. Gene Ontology annotation, molecular function: ATP binding; ubiquitin protein ligase activity; metal ion binding. Gene Ontology annotation, biological process: DNA damage response; protein polyubiquitination. The transcript is spliced from 12 exons.